Habropoda laboriosa is the source of this 1284-nucleotide messenger RNA. RefSeq names its product solute carrier family 35 member E1 homolog. Bases 232 to 1284 code for a protein of 350 amino acids. The transcript has 4 exons. NCBI's taxonomy places the organism in Eukaryota, Metazoa, Arthropoda, Insecta, Hymenoptera, Apidae. The record is from RefSeq and is a predicted model, not a curated record. Gene Ontology annotation, cellular component: Golgi apparatus. Gene Ontology annotation, molecular function: antiporter activity.
CCUCAUAAAAGUUUAGUGUUACAAGAAUUACCGUAUUAAACGAAAGCGUGCGCCACGUGUUAUACCGAAGUGUUGCGCAAAGAGAGAGGGACCGUGUGAAGAGAGGGAGAGAGAAAUGCCAGCUGUACUCGAAUUCCAUCCGUGGCGGUGGCCGCGAAUACCGAGUAUUGAGGAGUACCGCGCGAACCUGUCGUGUACACGUAUGGAGUGAGGACGCGGAGAAGUGUAAUCAUGGAUGACCGUCGGAACAACCGGGAAGUGGCCACCAUAUUGUUUCUCUGUCUGCUCUGGUAUGGGAUCUCGAGCAGCAGUAAUGUGGUGGGCAAGAUGUUGCUCUCGGAGUUUCCCUAUCCGAUGACAGUGACCAUGGUCCAGUUAACUUCAAUCACCAUCUAUUCAGGCCCGUUUUUCAAUCUAUGGGGCGUACGGAAGUACUCGUCGAACAUCCCCUGGGGAUAUUACUUACGGUUGAUCGUGCCACUCGCCCUGGGCAAGUUCCUCGCGAACGUAUUCAGCCACGUCAGCAUUUGGAAAGUGCCCGUCUCGUACGCUCAUACUGUGAAGGCUACAAUGCCCUUCUUCACGGUGUUCCUGUCAAGAAUCAUAUUGAAGGAAAAGCAGACUUGGAAGAUCUAUCUUAGCCUAGUCCCUAUUGUCUUGGGUGUUGGUGUUGCCACGCUUACUGAGCUCAGCUUCAAUAUGAUUGGUUUGUUGAGUGCCUUAGCAUCUACCAUGGCAUUCUCCUUGCAAAAUAUUUAUUCUAAGAAGGUAUUACAUGAUACAAGAAUACAUCAUCUGAGACUUCUGCUCAUUCUAGGUCGCCUGGCAUUGAUCUUGUUCUCCCCUAUAUGGUUACUAUAUGAUUUGAGGAGAUUAAUAUAUGAUCCAGACACUGGUGGAUCAAUAGACUUGAGCUAUUAUAUACUGGGCCUGUUAUUCCUGGAUGGUGUGCUGAACUGGCUCCAGAACAUCAUAGCCUUUUCUGUACUGUCCAUUGUUACCCCCUUGACUUAUGCAGUGGCCAGUGCAAGCAAGCGUAUAUUUGUAAUUGCAGUAACUUUGCUUGUGCUUGGCAAUCCAGUGACAUGGUUGAACAUAUUAGGAAUGUCAAUGGCCAUAUGUGGUGUGCUGUGUUAUAACAAGGCAAAAUAUGAUCAGAGACUAGAGAAAGAAAAUCAGAUAACUCUUCCCAAUUAUUACGAUAAGAACCGUAACGGCGACAGUGGUAGUUCCUUCAUGAUGAAUGGAUGGACUGAAAAAAAGAAGCAAUUGUUUGCUGUCUAG